Phyllotreta striolata is the source of this 1136-nucleotide messenger RNA. The record is from the annotation of a GenBank genome assembly. Lineage: Eukaryota; Metazoa; Arthropoda; Insecta; Coleoptera; Chrysomelidae.
AUUUGAUAUAACCUAGCGUAGUUACUUUUGUUGACAUUCUAUUUUUAAUUAAUACAAUCCACUUUAAAACAAAUAUGCCAUCGAAGAAGAAAAAAUACAAUGCACGAUUUCCGGCUGGUAGAAUAAAAAAAAUCAUGCAAACAGAUGAGGAGGUAGGAAAAGUGGCACAAGCAGUACCAGUUAUAAUUUCUAGAACAUUGGAACUGUUCGUAGAAUCGUUACUUACGAAAUCCAUGCAAAUAACGCAAUCGAGGAACGCCAAAACCCUGACUCCGUCCCACAUGAAGCAGUGCAUAUUGGCAGAAAGCCGUUUCGAUUUCCUAAAAGACUUAGUGAAAGAUAUCCCGGACGCCAGCGUGCAAGAAGAUAAUGAAAACAACGCCAUGUUCGAUGAAAGUAGCGUAAAACAAGAGGACGAGUCGUUGAAAGAUCCCAUUGAAAAUCCGGUUAAAGAACCGCAUUCGAGUAAAUCGAAACAAUCUAGACGAAAUGCUAACGUUCCCCACACCGAAGUACACCCAUUACCGACUAUAAACAUAAAUUAUAGCGAGCAAAGUACCAGCAGAACGCCUGUUAUCCAGUACUCGCCUAGAAUUGGCGCAGAGAGUAGUAAAUUGAAUUUCUCCGUAAAUAGUCUGCUGAAGACUGAAGAACCCAAAUUGCACAUUACCAUAGCAUCUGAAGAAUUACAAAUAACUAAAGUACCGCCGGGAAAACCGCCUUCAAAUAGUUUACCACCGAGAGUUCAUUCUAGUGACACCGUGCCCCCUUUGGUGCCCAUUACACGAUUAACUCAGAGCUCAGAGAAUAAUUUGUAUAUCGAUGAUGAUUACGACAACUGAAUAAGGUCUUGAGAUACUUGCCUUUUGAAGUACACACAUAGAUUUGUGAAAUGGAUUUACAUUUUCAAAAUAAAACUUGUAGCGCCACUUUUUGAAUGUCGUAACAUUAAUAAAUGUUCUGAAUGUGUAUUGUAGAUCUGGCUCAAUGUGAAAAGUAAAAUUCAAAUUUCUGAUUCAAAAUAUUUCACGAGAUUCGUUCAUUUUUUAUAUUGUAAUAAAAUUUAAUAUACUAGACUUAUAGGAUAUUGAUUAUUUUACGUUUUAUUCAUUUUGAGCUGAUUAAUAAAAAUUGUA